Rotaria sp. Silwood1 is the source of this 2718-nucleotide messenger RNA. The record is from the annotation of a GenBank genome assembly. Lineage: Eukaryota; Metazoa; Rotifera; Eurotatoria; Philodinida; Philodinidae.
AUGACAUCAUCAAUGGAUACUAGUGAAGAUUUAAACUUAGAUAAUGAAACAAUAUUUUCUGUACAAUUUAAAUCUUUAUUCGAUGAUGAUACCGCACGAUAUUCUUCGGACACUAGUGAUGAAAUUAUUCAUGCAUUAUCAAAACUUCAUUGGCUACCUUCUCCAUAUCAUUUAUCACAUCAAAUUGUUUCAUUAGUUUAUGAUCGAUUGACUAAAUUUGUAGAGAAACUUAUUUUGACUGGUCAUACAUUAUCGAAUGAUGAAAUCAUUCUAAUGAACGAAUGUCUUGAUUUUAUUACAAGAAUAUUUGAAUCAGCGUAUACAACAUCUUUUGGUAAUGAAGAAGAGGAUAAUGAUACAAAUGAUGAUAUUAGUACUCCUGAUGAGAUAGUAUUGAGUACACUAGAAAAAUUAUGUCAAGAUAUAGUUCCAUUAAAUGAUUUAUUUUUGAAAUUAAUUCAGUCCGCUGGUUGGAAAAUAAUGAAAAAUCAUUUAGAAAUCAUGAGUAAAAUUGUUAGUUUUUUACUUAGACGUCAUAAAAUCAAUAUGAUACAACUACAGUUUUCGAAAAAUGUAGAUUCAUCAUUAGAAAGAUUUACUGAAGAAAAUCAGCGUUUAUUUGAUACAUUUGUUGAAUGUAUCAAUUCAUCGGAUGGCACUUAUGAUUAUUUAGAAGCUAUAAAUCAACUUGAUUCAAAAUUAUUAGAUGAACGUAGUAAAUUUUUAUUAUUUGAUAGUUUUAAUUUUAUUAUAAGUAAUGAUCUUUAUACGGAAGAUUUUAGAACAAAAUUUUGUCGUGAUUUUUGGUUAUUCAAAUAUAAACAAAUACUAAAAGAAGUUUUACCAAACAUAAUAGAACAAAUCAAUAAAACUUCUUUACCAUUGAAUGCAAUCAAAUAUUUAAUAACAAAUUUAAUUCAAAUGCAACGAAAAGCUGGAAGUAAUUCUAUGUUUUCGAAAGGACAAAUAGAAAAUUUUGCAUUGAAAGAUGAAUAUUUACCAAUAAUUAUGAUGUUAUUGCCUUGGUUUUCUAAUUCAUACAUUCUUAAAAACCUCAUGGAAAGUAAUGAUGAUCUUGAGGAAAAAAUUUUUCAACUGAAUAAAAAUUAUUUAAAUAAUACUAAAGAUAAUGUUACUAUUGCAUUCGUUACAUGGACAAUAUUAAAGUUAAUUCUAAUGUUUAUUAAUGCAAAUGGAGAUUGUCUUGCUUAUAUUAAAUAUGAUCAAAGUGUCAAAGAAAUUUUAUUAAAAUUAUUGAGUCAAAUUAAAGAACGCACUUCAAUAAAAGUAUAUAUUUACAAUAUUUUGGGAUUAUUAUUAAACGAAAAAGAUAUUCAAAAUGAAACAAAUAUUACAAAAGAAAUAAUUAUGACUUUAAUAAGCUAUAUACGUAAUAUCCAUGAAGAGAUCACUGAAGAUAACCUCUAUUUAACAGACUUGUUGACUUUGUUGAGAACAUUAAAAGCAUAUCUGCAACAUGAUCAAUUAAAAAGUGAAUUCGUUCGACAACAAGGUUUAGGAUUAUUAAUGGAGAUAGCAAUGAAAAAAUCAAGAUGGAUAGAUUUUGCUCUCGACAUACAGGAGUAUAUGGGUGAAACAGUAGAUAUGGAUGAAUUAUAUAGUAGUAAUGAAUUACCAGAACAACUACAAAAAAUGUAUGGAGCUAAUAUAAAAGCGACAGAAGAAGGACAACAACUGGCAUUAGAAUGUUUUUUUACAAUGUCAUUUGAUAAGGAAGCAGCACUCUUGUUAAAAAAUAAUGAUCGCUUUAUGAUUUAUAUUCAGCGUUUGGCUCAGGGUAAAAUUAAAACAAUGAAUCCUGGUCUAAAGAUAGCAGCAGAUCGUGUUCUUUGGAAAUUGAAAACAGAAAGUGAAUUUAAAAAAGAACAACAAGAAAAAACGUCAAUCGAUAAAAACGAAUUUGAUUUAAUGAUUAGCUACAGCUGGGGUGAUAAACCAUUAGUACGUCAAAUCUACAAAUAUUUAACGGAAAAUUAUAAUUAUCGAGUAUGUUUAGAUGAAAAUGAAACGACUGAUUCUUUAUGUCGAUCUAUGGCACAGGCCGUUGAGAAGUCAAGAGUUAUUCUCAUGUGUAUAUCUGAAACAUAUAAAAAAAGUGAAAAUUGUCGUAAUGAAGCUGAAUAUGCACGUGAUAGAAAGAAGACAAUUAUUCCAUUAAAAAUGACACAAGUUGAAUUGGAUGAUUGGCUUGGAUUUAUUGCUGCCGGCAAAAUGUAUAUUGAUUUUAGCAGAUCAGAUUUUGAAAAGAGUAUAACAUUACUGAAAGCUGAAAUCGAACGAAAUAAAAUGGCUAAAAACGAUACUAAACAAAUCGUCGCUAAAGUUGAAACAAUAAAUUCUUUUGGAUUGCAAACUGUAGUUGCACCAUUAUCAUCGACUUCGAAUCUACUUGUUCGUCCGAAUGUUAUCCCUACGGACUAUCAACAAAUUCCUAUGGAAUUAUGGUCUGAACAAUAUGUUCGGGAUUUUAUUUUUGAUAAGAAAUUGGAUACAAUGAUUUUAUUAACUGAAAAUAUGAAUGGUAGUGAGCUCUAUGAAUUAUGGGAAUUAUGUCAAAUACCACAAGAGCGUUGGCCAAUGUUUGAUCGUUUGAGUAAAGAACUCGAACAAAGAUAUAAACAAACGUUGCCAAUAUCGGUCUAUGUACGGUUUUUGCAACAAAUAUCAAAGCAUUCAAAUGUAUCAUCAGUUCUUUAA